Messenger RNA from Parascedosporium putredinis, 795 nucleotides. The record is from the annotation of a GenBank genome assembly. Lineage: Eukaryota; Fungi; Ascomycota; Sordariomycetes; Microascales; Microascaceae.
AUGCCUAGCACCACUCCUAUCCCCCACCCUUUCGACCCCCUCUCGAGGGAGGAGAUCGAGGCCACCAUCUCCAUCGUCAAGAAGGCGCACGGCAAUGACCUCCUCUUCAAUGAGCCCCGAAAGGCUGACAUGACUGCUUGGCUCGCGAAUCCCGAAAAGGCUCCCCGGCCCUCGAGAAUCGCCGACGCCGUGGCCAUCGGCCCCGACGGCAAGGUCUACGACGGACUAAUCAACCUCCAGACCCGCUCCAUCGUCAGCUGGGAGGUCCUCGAUGGCUUGCAGCCCAUUAUCACGAUAGAAGAGCUCCAGCUCGUCGAGCACAUUGUGCGCAAGGACCCCAAGGUCAUUGAGCAGUGCAAGAUUAGCGGCAUCGCCGAAGAGGACAUGGACAAGGUCUACUGCGACCCUUGGACCAUCGGCUACGACGAGCGCUACGGCAGCAAGGUCCGCCUCCAGCAGGCGCUCAUGUACUACCGCCCGAAUAAGGAGAUUAUCAGCAUCGACAUUCCCAAGAUCCGCAGGCCGCUCAGCAAGGCCCCCGCCGUCAACUACCACCCCGAGGGCGUGGAGAAGCAGGGCGGUUUCCGCAAGGACCUGAAGACGAUCAACAUCACCCAACCCGAGGGCGUGUCCUUCAAGAUGACGGGCCGCCAGAUUGAGUGGCAAAACUGGAAGUUCCACAUCGGCUUCAACUACCGCGAAGGUAUUGUCCUGAACAACAUCACCUUUAACGACAAGGGUACCGAGCGCCCCAUCUUUUACCGAUUGUCCCUUGUGGAGAUGGUUGUUCCUUAG